AUGACAGGAUUUACUGCCAAAUUCAUCUUCCUGGUGCUCCUUGCCACUUGCGUCUCUUCCAGCAGCAAGUCAAAUGUGCCGCGCCUCAGACUCUCCUAUAAAGAUCUAUUAUCAGCCAACAGGUCGUCUAUCUUCAGCGGUCAUCAUGGCCAACUCUCACUUUCAACUGUCUAUCUGGAUGAGUACCGUGACCGUCUUUUCCUGGGGGGCAAAGAUGUCAUGUACUCUCUUCUGCUAGGACCUCUCAGGAGCGAAUCCAAGGAGAUCUAUUGGCCCCCAUUACCUGGCAACCGGGAAGACUGCAUUCAAAGGGGGAAAGAGCCCCUGACGGAAUGUGCCAACUUUGUACGCCUCCUGCAGCCAUACAACCGUACUCACCUCCUGGCCUGCGGCACAGGAGCAUUCCAUCCUAUGUGCAGUUUCAUCUAUGUGGGCCACAGAGGAGAGCAUGUCUUCACUAUGGACCCAAAGAAUGUGGAAAAUGGCCGAGGGAGAGUCCCUCAUGACCCAAGCCUUCCUUUUGCUAGCACCUUCAGCGGCGGGGAGUUAUUUACAGGUCUGACAGCUGAUUUCCUAGGAAGAGACCCUGUGAUCUUCAGAAGUAUGGGAGAUCGCUCCACUAUGAGAACAGAGACCGAUCAUAAAAUCCUCCAUGACCCGAAGUUCGUGGCGGCCCACCUCAUUCCAGACAACGACGACAGAGACGACGAUAAAGUGUAUUUCUUCUUCACUGAGAAAGCCACAGAGGCCGGAGACAGGGAGGAGGCCAUUCACACACGUGUUGGACGAGUGUGUGCGAAUGAUGUAGGAGGACAGAGAGUGCUGGUAAAUAAGUGGAGCACCUUUAUCAAAGCCAGACUGGUUUGUUCUGUUCCUGGACCUCAUGGCAUCGAUACGCACUUCAACCAGCUGGAGGAUGUUUUCUUGCUGAGGACCAAGGAUGAGAGGAACCCAGACAUUUAUGCAAUUUUUAGCACUAUCAGUAAUGUAUUCCAGGGUUUCGCUGUGUGCGUGUAUCGCAUGGCUGACAUCAGAGAGGCUUUUAACGGACCAUUUGCUCAUAAAGAGGGCCCAGAUUACCAGUGGGGUGCUUAUGAAGGCCGGGUCCCUUACCCUAGACCAGGAGUGUGUCCCAGUAAAAUCACCAACCAGCCUGGCAGGGAGUUUGCCAGCACCAAAGACUUCCCUGACCAUGUGCUCCAGUUUACCCGCAGCCACCCACUGAUGUGGAGGGCAGUACACCCUGCCUUACGGCAACCAGUGCUUGUCAAAGCCAACGUUCCUUACAGGCUCAAACAAAUCGUGGUGGACCGGGUUGAUGCAGAGGAUGGACAGUAUGAAGUCAUGUUUAUCAGCACAGACAUCGGUACAGUGUUGAAGGUCAUUGCCCUCCAUGGUGGAAACAGCCUGGAAACAGAGGAGGUCACUCUGGAAGAGCUUCAAGUUUUUAAAGUGCCAACCCCAAUUACAUCAAUGGAUAUAUCAGUCAAAAGACAAGCCUUGUAUGUGGGCUCACCAGCAGGCGUGGCCCAGGUGAAGCUUCAUCGCUGCGAGACCUACGGAAAGGCUUGCGCCGAGUGCUGCCUGGCCAGAGACCCUUACUGUGCCUGGGAUGGCUCAUCAUGCACUCGAUACGUCCCCAACAGUAAACGCCGUUACCGAAGGCAGGACAUCAGGCAUGGAAACCCAGUUCUGCAAUGUCUGGACCAGAGCUUUAAUGAGGACAUGGAGGACAUGGAGGACAGAAUGGUGUAUGGUGCUGAGAACAACAGUACUUUUCUAGAAUGUGUUCCUCGCUCCCCACAAGCUUCUGUCUUCUGGCUUGUCCAGCGUGAUGACCGCAAGGAGGAGGUGAAGAUGGAUGAUCGGGUCAUGUCUACAGAGCAGGGCCUCCUAUUCCGCCGCCUUCUUUACCAGGAUGCAGGCAUCUACAUCUGCCGCUCCAGAGAGUACGGAUUUACCCAAACCCUCGCCAGAUUUACCCUCGAAGUCCUCCAGGGUGACACCUUAGAUGAGUUGAUGUCACGUGACAACGCUGGCUUGUCUGACAUACCUAAAGACAGAUCAACCGGGAUCUACAGGAACUGGAUGCCUUGCAGCUCAUACAACAGGUUGAGUCCGAUCGGCCAGUCGCGUAUGUGGUUCAAGGAUAUCAUGCAGACGAUUGGUCCGUCCAACUUGCCCCAUGUGGAGGAAUACUGUGAGAAGAUGUGGUGCAAUGAGAAGCUGAGAAGAAAGCACAAAAGCAUGGUGGAGAAGUAUCGACAGGCCCAGGAGAGUGCUAGGAAGGCCCGCAGCAAGAGUUCUGGUGAGCGGAACCGGACACCGCGGGACCUUAGCGCAUGGUUGGAAUGA
Molecule: messenger RNA, 2355 nt
Organism: Nerophis lumbriciformis (worm pipefish)
Lineage: Eukaryota; Metazoa; Chordata; Actinopteri; Syngnathiformes; Syngnathidae
Source: RefSeq, a predicted model, not a curated record